AUGCUUAGGAUGAUUGGGCAGGAGAGUGCUGAAUUAGAUCUGACUUAAAGAAGUUUAUUGAGUAAAUGGGGGAAGGAAGGAAGAAAUGCAUAUGAGUUUAGAUGGAAAUAGCGUAUUUAUGAGAGGGGGAGAGUGAUUCAAUGGGAAUAAGUGAGAGAGACUUUAGAAUGUGUGGAAAAAUGA
Messenger RNA from Paramecium tetraurelia, 183 nucleotides. RefSeq lists its product as uncharacterized. NCBI's taxonomy places the organism in Eukaryota, Ciliophora, Oligohymenophorea, Peniculida, Parameciidae. The transcript has a single exon. The record is from RefSeq and is a predicted model, not a curated record.